UAUGGAUAUAAUGGUAAUGUGUAGAUAUAAUGGUAAUGUAUGGAUAUAAUGGUAAUGUGUAGAUAUAAUGGUAAUGUAUGGAUAUAAUGGUAAUAUGUUGAUAUAAUGGUAAUAUGUAGAUAUAAUGGUAAUAUGUAGAUAUAAUGGUAAUAUGUAGAUAUAAUGGUAAUAUGUUGAUAUAAUGGUAAUAUGUUGAUAUAAUGGUAAUGUGUAGAUAUAAUGGUAAUGUAUGGAUAUAAUGGUAAUAUGUAGAUAUAAUGGUAAUAUGUAGAUAUAAUGGUAAUGUAUGGAUAUAAUGGUAAUGUGUGUAUAUUAAGAGAACAUACUGUAAAUCUCUGCAUCUAAUCCAAACCAACAUCCAACAGGACUAAAAUGUGACUCCCUGCUCGACUCCUGAGUGAUUAAAAGUCCAACUCUUUGGAAGAUAUCAAUUCUUCUGUUUAUAGAAGGUUUUCUGGGCUUAGUGAAUAUACUUUAAUGUAUGUGACUCUCACACAGGAAGCCAUCUGGAUGAGAUAUCGAUUCUAAAUAUACAGUUGAAAUAUCGGCCAGCGGAGCUUGGCGAAUCCUGACUGCUCUUCGCAGAGACCUUUCUAGAGUGAAAUGCUGUUUCUCACUUUGUCCGAACGAAACAGCAGGAAGCUCUGAAACCUGUCCACCUCCUGUCACCCCCUUCUCGGCGUUGUUGAGUAACGGUCUUCCAAGAUAAAGAGCUGCUCGCUUUCUCAACAAGAAAAAUAAUCUGUCUAGUAGAGAUUGCAAUGCAGUCAACAGGCAUGUUUUGGUGGCUGGACUAAGAAAGAAAAACAAAAGAAAGAUUGAAAGAAAAAAGGGGGAGGAAGAGACGAGAAGCGUCUGGGUUUUUGGAGAAAAGAGAAAUAUUUAAGAGGGAGGGAAGACAGACAACAAACAGAAAUAGAAAAGUUUGAUGUUUUAUCAGUCUUUCUUCUUCAGCUGGAGAUUUGCAGUAGAGCACAUCGUUAUUGUGAAAAGCGUCUUGGCUGCGGUUCAUGGGAACUGAUCCAGCGUGCUCUGUGUCUGUGGAACUCCCAGCAUGCUCUAGUCUCCCGGGAGGUCCCUGAUAAUGUUUCUGGUAAGUCCUGAGUAAUACUGUGUAGUAACAGUGUGUCAGAACCAGAGGCACACUUCUCCCGUCCGUCAGCCUCCCUCCCUGCUAGCUACAAGACUAAAGGACUAAAGGAAACAUUAAGGAGGAUUACUGCAGGAAGAGAAAUGUCCAGCGGCAGGAGAAGCAACAUGGAAAGCUAAGAUUCUCCUUAUCCCCAAUGGUGAUUCUCUUUUUUCUCUCCAAACGCUCCCCAAAAACGGUGAUCCUCAAACUGACAUACAGACCAAGCCAGGCAGGGCUGCAGACAAUCUGGGUAGAAGAAGAGACAGAAACUGUGGAGUAAACCAGAGGAGAAGCAGAGGAGCUCCAGAACUCCCCAGCGGAGCAGCAAAGCUCCCCCAGAUCGAGGCACCGUCCUGGGGGUAGAGAUGGAGACGGAGAGGGGUCAUAUGUCUGUGAGGAGGGGGGUAAGCUGGAGCCCAGGUGGGGGGAGGAAGCCCCUUCAGGGAGGGAAGGUCAGGGAUGUGGACACCGGCAACAGAGAGAGCAAUGUAUCACGGGAGAGGCGGGACUACAGAGGGAACAAAGGACAGGUGACAUCGACCUCCACCAAUCAGCUGGCUCGGAAAACCAACCUGACACGUAGUGCCAGCCUAUCAGAGAAGGAGUUGAAGGAGGCGAGGGUGAGGUCACAGAUCAUCGCUGCCCAGCUGACCGUCCCGUCUGGCUGCUCCAACUCCCGCGGAGUCCAGCUCUUCAACCGCCGCCAGCAGAGGGUCAACGCCUUCACGCUAGAGAGCUGCGGGGAAAGAACGAGGGAAGAGGAGCGAGAGGCGAGAGACGGAGAUACCAGGAACAACAACCUGACAUGGGAAGGAGAGAGAGGGGGACCUAGUGAGGGGAAAGAGAAAGACAUACAACUGAACUGGAAGAACAGCGCUGGAACAAAACAACCACUCUGGUCGCCACCCUCUGGAAGUGAGGUCACCGGAAGUGACAUCAUGAAGGACCCAGGUGACGAGCACAUCUACGAGGAAGUGGAAACUGUGACACAGGAGAGACACUUCCAGCCGGUGAACGAGAGACAAGGGGAGGAGGAAGAGAGGAGUGGAGAGAGAGAAAGAGAGGAGAUAUACGAGGAUAUUGAGGGUGAAGUGAAGGAUGAGAUUAUACCAGUAAAUGACAACAACACCUGUCCAGUCAGAGAGGAAGUGGGGAUGAAUAGGGGGUCAUACACAUUCCCCACAGCUCCCUCUGAGACCCGUAAUGGCUUCCACAGCACCCAGGGCUCUGCUGGAGAGAUCCAAAAUGGAGGCCGAGUUUCUAUGUCCCUGUCCAGACAGGCCCCCACCAUCGUCAACCGGACAGCCAGACCCUUCUUCUCUCCACCUACCAUACAGCCCAAGUCCCCAGAGGCAAGGAGUCCCGUCAUGGAUAACAACAUACCUCCAGCCCCCUCCUAUCCUACCCCAACUCUUCCCCCAGCUUCCUCAGACUCCACUCACCCUCUCCCACCUUUCACUGCCACUCGCCCCGUAGCCUUCUCCCCUCCUCCCCCUCCUCCCUCAUACCCCAUGCCUCCUCUCCCAGCCUUCCCCAUCCAUCCUCCUCCUCCCUCCCAGUCUCUCUCCAGUCCUUCCCCUAUGUCUACUGUCAUGUUCCCUAGGUCUACACCCGUCCCCCAGUACAACCCUCCUUCUACAGCUGCUUCUGUUCCCCAGUAUCUACCCCCCAACCCUCCUGUCACCCACAACAUCCCUCCUCCAAGUUCCCCUAGACCCAACACCUUUGUCCCCUUCACCCCUCAGCCUAUUGGUCAACAGAACCAGCAGCAGCUAAUCAAAACGGGCAUCCUGGAGGAAGGGGCGGCGGCCAUCAGACGAUCGUCGACGGCCAGGAAGUCCAUGUUCACCUUUAAGGAGAAGCCUGUCAUGGCACCCAACCCUGAACUCCUCUCUCUGGUCCAGGGGAACGAUGACAGGAAGAAGCACGGCCUCCGCUCCGUUCCCGACCCAGCCCCAGAGGAGGAGCUGCUGGCUCUGGGGGCCGAGGCCUCUAACUUCCUAGCCAGGGAGGAGGUGAAGGCGGAGGCUGCCAAAGUGCCGGAGUGGUCCUCCUGUCUCAAGAGCUCCAGGACCAGGGAACCCAGGGGGCAGCACCAGCCAGAGCAGACCCUGACCAACGCAUCAGGGAAGGGGGCCGAGCUGUUCGCUAAGCGCCAGUCCAGGAUGGAGAAGUACGUAGUGGAGAACCAGAAUAUCUCCGGUGGUGGAGGUGGUCAGAUGAGGUCGCCGUCUCCCACCGCGUCUCUGCCGCCAUCUUGGAUCUAUCCAUCUAAUAUGCCUGGCCGGGUCAAAGCUAUCGCUAACAACACUGACCUCAGCGCCAGGCUGACCCGGACCCUCCAGACCCCUCAGCCCGCGAACAGGAGGCCCAGCCAGCAGGCUCCAACUCCGGCCCCGGUCCCCGAGGAACCACCCCUGGAGAACGGCUGCACCAAGAUAGAGAUGGACCUCUCCAGGCACAAGCCCUACCAGCUCAACUCCUCCCUGUUCAUCUUCAACCCAGUCCAGGACUCUACCAGCACCCUGCUGAGUGCUCUGCCCCGAGGGGCCCCUCCACCACCCAAACCCCUGGUCUCAUCUGAGGCCUACUCCAGGCAGGCCUCCCUGCCCUCCUCCAACCCUCCAUCUCACAAUUACAACAGCCUGCCCCGCUUCAGACCUACCCUGUCCCCCUCACUUCAGCCCCCAUCAGGAGGAAUUGGAGGUGGGGAUUACUAUCCUUCACAACACGGGGGGACUCCACAGCUGAGGGACCCCAGGAUCACCUCUCCUGUCUCUGCCUUCUCUCCGGAGAGAGUGGCCUCUCCUCGGUCGAGCGUCCAGGCACCCAGACCCACCUUCUCUACCAAGAGGGCAGGGAUCGAACCCCAGACGAGGAAGGAGUCGCCUCCAACCCCGACCCACACCACCCCCACUCCCACCAGGACACCCCAGUUCACCCGUCGGUUCAGCAGCCCAGAGGGACCACACACUCCCAGCGGGGUCCGGUCCCCUACCCCCCAGACCACCAUCACCUUCUCCUCCACUUCCAGGCCCCCCCACCAGGGCACCUCCACACCCACCUCCCCUGUCUCCCCACCCUGGGAGACGAGGUGCCAGUCCCCCGCGAUGGUCACCAAACCCUUCUCCAUAGCCUCUUUAUCCAGGCCUAAACCAUCCACCACCACCUCACCUAUAUCGCCUGUAUCUCCCUGGGGGUCCCGCUGUCAAUCCCCUAACAUCAACCAGACAACCAAGCCUUUCUCCACCACCAUCUCCAACUCUUCCUCUUCCAGACCCUCUCACCAAGGCACCAUGACCUCUCCUAUCUCCCCGUCACCCCUGUCCCCUCCCUGGGGUUCCAGAUGCCAGUCUCCCAUUGUCAGCCCAAGCCCCAACAACUCCAAGGCAAACCAUCGCCUGUUAGCCAAGAACAUCAUCAACGCGGCCAAACGUAAAAACAGCCCGUCCCCAGGUGCUCUGAGCGGCCACAGUCUCCCAAUCUCCCCACAAGGUGGCAUCACUACCCACCAGCACCACCAGGGCUAUGACCAGCAGCACCACAGCAGCUCCAAACCCCCCUUCAGCCCCUACCAGUCCAGGGCCAUGGGGUGCCAGUCCCCCCACUUCGCCAGCCCACCUCCCACCCCUACAGGGGUGAUCCGGUCCCCAGUAAGGCUCUACAACACCAGAUCCCUCACUGACUCGGAUGCUUCGGUGGAAUCGGAGGACUCUGGGCUGAGGUCUCCAGGACUGCAGCGUACCCACAACACCAGUCCCCGAGGCUGGGGCGGCAGCCUGAGGGUGAAGAGGGGCAGUUUUGGCACUGACCUGUAGGGGGAGCUGGGGAGAGAGGGUCAGGAGAAAGGACCAUUGAGCUUGCGAAAUAAGAGAAAGAAAGAAAACCAGGACAUUGAUAAAAGGGACUGGUGGGUUUUGGACAAUUCUUAAUUUCAUUGACCUAUAGGAGCAUCUAGAUGGAGGGCCAGCUCAGCGCUAGCCUCACAGGGGAGAUAUGGUAAGGAGUUUGAAAGGAACUGACCUUGUGUGUUUGUUGCUUUGGAAUAAGGGACAAUAAUGUUGACCACACAGUAAAUAAUCUGAUGCCCUUACAACGCAGCUGGGACAUAGAAGCAUCCUGUCUGGUGAUUCUAAAGUCCACUAAAACCCACUGAUUUGUCUGGCUGGCUAUAGAAGAGUCCAGGACCAUCAAGCUCAGAGCUAGCUCAACAGUGGGAUUACCGAGAGGAGAUUGAAGGGACAAUUCACUGUUGCCUCUUCCUCUCAUUCUUACAUUUUAUAAAACACGUUAUACAUUUAUUGCACAAAAAAAAAGAAGAAGGAAAUUGAAGGGAUUCUAAAAUCCAAAGCGACUUGUCUACAACUUUUGAUAUGGACCUUGUAAUUGAAAAACAAAAUGUGUUGUUUUAAUCAGGCAUUGCUGAAAUGUAAAACUAGCUUACUUGCAUUUGACUUUGACAAGAGUUCCUUGAAUAAUCAAAUUAUUACAGUAGCUUACUUAUGUUUACGCUUAAAAAAUAAAUAAAAGGUUUAUUCUAAUUUAUACCAAAAAAAAAGAAGGUAUACAGACUAGAAGAAAAAUACCAAAGACAAUAUCUGGAAUGAUGCAAUGUUUUCAAAACAGUGUUACACUUUUCCUCCCCCACAUAAGACAUUGAUAAUGUAGUGGCGUAGAUAUGCCCUUUGCAGUUAUUUUGUAUAUAUACAUAUAUAUGUGUUUUAAUGUUGCUGGGUAUACAUUGGAGUAGACAGGAAUGCAGUUAAACCAUAGGUUGACAUGGUGUUUUGCAGGUCUGACACAGGUCAAACUGGGGAGAGAGAGAGAGAGUGACUGGAUUUUAAAUGGCACCCUAUUCUCUACAGUGCACUACUUUACACCCGAGCCUUAUGGGCCCCGGUCAAACGUAGUGCGCUAAAUAGGGAACAGGGUGCCAUUUGGAAACGUCAUUUAGGACGCUGACAGAGUAUCGAUGCGUCAGUUUUUAGUUCUGUAGUAAUGGUGGUGGCUACAGGGAGGCAGGUAUAGGAGUUUUGUAAUAUAAUCUUAUAGCUUACUGGAAUAUGCUUUCAUCAAACAAAUCCCUUUGAAAGUUGCCGUGAUAGUUAUUAGAUUAGGAAAACAAAAAAAAACGGACUAUUACUCUUCAACUCUGAAUGAGUACGUAGAGAUAGAAUGGGUACAGUCAGAGCCAUGUAUUUACAUUUGACAUGUUAUAAAUACGGCUCUGGUUACAAUGUAGUUUCUCUACCAUUCCAUAACCUUACUAUGCAAAGAAUCAAGGAACAUUGGUGUUAUUGUGGUGUUGAUACCGUCACAAAUGGCCCAAAAUGUACACUACAGUACAGUAUAUCCUUUUUUAAUGAACAGGGGGGCUUCUUUACCUAUCGCAGUGCAAUAAUGCAUCUAUCCCCUCUAUGUACUGGUUAUACAGCUACUGUAUGUUGUUUUAUGUACUGCUUUGUUUCAAAUGAAUGUACAGAUUGUCAGGUAGAGAGGUAGAAGAGAGACAGAGACAGACAAAAGGAGGGUUGACCUUUAUGGAGAAAGUUUAUGUCAAGUUUUAUAUGUUAACCAAUGGGACACAAUGUUACCGUUUCUAAUACUGAUAUGUCUACUGUCCGGGCACAAACAACCAACUAACAAUGGCUGGGGACAUCAAAUAGAGCAUGUAGAAAAUACUACAUUCUGAGAGAUAUAUAGGAAACGAAAGGGGGGAUUGUUGUCACUAAUGUUGUAGAGACAAACAUUUGUGUGUACCACGACGAUGACGAUCAAGGUAGCCAAUAGGAAAGAUGAAUAAAAGAGUCAUUCCAUUGGUUGAGAGUAGGCUGCAGUCAGACGUUAGGUUGGGAUCGAGGUUGGGGUCGAGGUUGGCGUCGAGGUUGGGGUCGGGGUUGGGGUCGAGGUUGGCGUCGAGGUUGGGGUCGAGGUUGUGAUCCAGGUUGGGGUCGAGGUUGGGGUCGAGGUUGGGGUCGAGGUUGGCGUCGAGGUUGGGGUCCAGGUUGGGGUCCAGGUUGGGGUCGAGGUUGGGGUCGAGGUUGGGUUCGAGGUUGGGGUCGAGGUUGGCGUCGAGGUUGGCGUCGAGGUUGGGGUCGAGGUUGGGGUCGAGGUUGGCGUCGAGGUUGGGGUCGAGGUUGUGAUCCAGGUUGGGGUCGAGGUUGGGGUCAAGGUUGGGGUCGAGGUUGGCGUCGAGGUUGGGGGUCCAGGUUGGGGUCCAGGUUGGGGUCCAGGUUGGGGUCGAGGUUGGGGUCGAGGUUGGGGUCGAGAUUGGGUUCGAGGUUGGGGUCGAGGUUGGGGUCGAGGUUGGCGUCGAGGUUGGCGUCGAGGUUGGGAUCGGGGUUGGCGUCGAGGUUGGGAUCGAGGUUGGGGUCGAGGUUGGGGUCGAGGUUGGCGUCGAGGUUGGGGUCGAGGUUGGGAUCGAGGUUGGGGUCGAGGUUGGCGUCGAGGUUGGGGUCGAGGUUGGCGUCGAGGUUGGGGUCGAGGUUGGGGUCGAGGUUGGGGUCGAGGUUGGCGUCGAGGUUGGGAUCAAGGUUGGCGUCGAGGUUGGGAUCAAGGUUGGGAUCGGACGAUAGGAGUAGGUUUUUGUUAAAUGACCAAACUCUUGCUGAAGCAAGGCCCUGUAUUCCACAUACACUAGUCUAAAUGCACAUUUCAGUUUGCUUUACUUUUUUGUAUUUGAUCAAGUUUCACUUGAUUUUGCACUUCUUUGUUUCAUUCCAUUAUUGCUAUUGGCACACAGUAUCGGACUAACCUUGAUUGGCUGAAACAGGUGUCAUUCACACAGAAAACACACACUUUCUCCAUAAUCUGCAUAGUAACAGUUAGAGACCGCCGCCACACUGAACACACUAUAAUAGGCUUAAAAACAAUGAUCAGUUAAUGUAACUGUUGUAUUUCAAGGCCGGGGGGGUCACCAAGGCCACCGACAUCAUUCCACAUCCCCCCCCCCCCCGCCCCCCGUAGAGAAUCACAAACAGAACGAGACCACAUGAAAUACAGGAGUGGUUCUAUUCUUGUCCCCUAAACACAUAGGACUCUGUGACCGCUACAUCAGCAAAUUACUGACUAGUCACAUGUGGGCUGUAUUCAUUAGACACGAAAACAGAAGAAAAAAGGGACUGAAACAAGAAGAGACUACCUGAGCUUGUCCAAUAAGGGUAUGUUUUCCUUUGCAUAGCAUUUUGCUACAGUGUACCCUAAUGAAUGCAACCCUGACAAAUCUCUGACUGACCGGGACAGCUGGUGUUAUGGUGACUUGGCACCUUGGGUGGGCAGGAAUAACCUUCUCACUGUCACGGCUGCAUCUUAAACGGCAUCCUAUGUAAACACAUUGAGCUGGUUGGUUUUUCCCCUUGUCUCACGACGAGUGUUGUUUAUCAGAACAUUCACAACAAGAAAAGGUGAAAUGCGGAAACUUCCAUAUGCUACCGAACGGUAGAAAUCAUCGGUAUAUCAACAACACACUAUAGGGAUAGGGUGGUAUUUCAGAUGUUGCCAAUGUAGGGAUCAGUCUCGAGUAACCCCCCCCCCCUUUCCUCUGUGAGUCCAACCUGCCCAUCAACACAGGAUGGCUAAGUCCCAAUCCCAAGUGUUGAUUGUAAUUAGUUCUUCGUGUAUUUUAACAAUACAUUGGGGCGGCAGGUAGCCUAGUGGUUAGAGCGUUGGACUAGUAACUCAAAAGGUUGAUAGAUCGAAUCCCCGAGCUGACAAGGUGAACAUUGGUUGUUCUGCCCCCUGAACAAGGCAGUUAACCCACUGUUCAUUGGCCGUCAUUGUAAACAAGAAUUUGUUUUUAACUGACUUGGUUAAAUUAAAAAACAAGAGGGGGGGGGAUUUCUUGAGUUUGAAAAAAAGGAAAAGUUUUAUUGAUAAUAUGACUAACAACAACAUGUGUGGAUCAACAAUAUGUCUCAUGUACCCCUCCUUAAUUCUGGGUUAUUUAAAUAACUGAACACAAAACAAAAUAAAAGUGAUGACACUAAUUAUA
Messenger RNA from Salvelinus fontinalis (brook trout), 9122 nucleotides. RefSeq names its product synaptopodin. Gene Ontology annotation, biological process: positive regulation of actin filament bundle assembly. Gene Ontology annotation, cellular component: Z disc; nucleus; actin cytoskeleton. The coding region runs from base 1498 to 4950 and encodes 1150 amino acids. The record is from RefSeq and is a predicted model, not a curated record. NCBI's taxonomy places the organism in Eukaryota, Metazoa, Chordata, Actinopteri, Salmoniformes, Salmonidae. The transcript has 3 exons. Gene Ontology annotation, molecular function: actin binding.